Messenger RNA from Anopheles funestus (African malaria mosquito), 1266 nucleotides. Its product is annotated as RWD domain-containing protein 2A. The coding region runs from base 242 to 1186 and encodes 314 amino acids. The record is from RefSeq and is a predicted model, not a curated record. Lineage: Eukaryota; Metazoa; Arthropoda; Insecta; Diptera; Culicidae. Gene Ontology annotation, molecular function: protein binding. The transcript is spliced from 2 exons.
AUUGGCAGAAUGCAGAACACCGAAACCUUAGUAACACACAAAUUCACCACAAAAUACGCGUAAAGAUAUUGGCCAUCCUAGCACCGCCUACUGCAACUAUGCGUUUUUCGGCAGCUGUCAUUUAACAAUCGUGACGUUUGCGAUUGUUUUGACUUUAUACAUGGUUUGUUUUGUUUAGAUUUGAAGCCGGAAAGUGUACAGCGCGGCAAUACUGCAGACUCUACUUUCAAGAUAAUCAACCAUGGAUAACGACGAUGAACAGGAAAUACAAAAGAGUUUAUUAAAAAAUAGCCUGCAAAAACAACUCGAUGAAUUCCAAAUGCUUUCGGCAAUUUUCUGCAAUGCAGGUGAACUUCAAGUGGACGAUUACAGUUGCAUCGACAAUCUGGACAGCUACAUCAAUGGUGAAACUGAUCGGCUACACACAAAGCUAGAUUAUCGAUUCGAUCUGCCACUGCUACAAGAUCAGAAAGUACAAAUUUUGGUAGAACUGCCACAUCUCUAUCCAGCGCUGGAAAUACCACGAAUCGUCAUCCGCUCGUCUGGGAUACCGCGCGAUCAGGAACGCAUGCUCACCAGCAAGAUCGAACAAUACAUCGAGGAAGAGGUGGUAGAACGUGAUGAACCCUACGUCUAUCAGGUGAUUGGCUGGAUACAGGACAACUUUACCGAACUCCUGCAAACGACCGGUGAGAAGAAAGAACACCCAACCGUUCCUUCCAAACGCUCCGACACCGCAAAUGAGCCGAUCGUAUUCGAAAGGUUAUGGAUAUAUUCACACCAUCUUAAGAGCAAAACGAAGCGGCAAACUAUUAUCAAAACUGCACGGGACCUGAAGCUGUCCGGGUUUUCACGACCAGGCAAACCGGCCAUCAUAUGUGUGGAGGGACAGCAAAGUGAUACGCAAGAGUUUUGGCGCACGAUAAAACCUCUCAAAUGGCAAAAGAUACAGAUCAAGUUUAACGAAACAGAAACGGUUAGCGAUGAAAAGGAAAUGGCGGCACUGCGGCACUUUGAGAGCGUUUUCCGGGAGGAACUGUUCUGCGAGAUGGACGAAGAUUCCGACACGGAGGAUCAACCGAUGAGCAUGAGUUUGUUCAUGAAGUUUCUAGAAAAGCACAGCUGUGGUUACAUCAAGAAGGAACUGUUUGGAUUUCAGAACGCGAGCGAAGCCCCGAUCAGCUAGUCCGGCGCAAUGGAAGGGAGGAUCUUUUCUCCAUGAUCGUUACCAUUUUCGAUAUUCAAUAAACACGCGUAUUGAAGGUU